AUGAAGUCUAUUAUUAUCCCCCUUGUCGAACAAGAUAAUCAUGGUUGCGACUGUACUGUAUCUGCCCAUAGGUUUGACGCAGAGUGGUGUCUUGACUUGCAUGGAUAUCUUAAUCGCGAGGAAUUUGCUGCUCGAUUAAGAGAAAUCAAUAACUAUAUUAAAAAUUAUCCGUUGUUGAGCACGAGGCAAAAAAAAUAUCUCACGUACGCUGUCGCCGGAGUGGCCCUGUUCGUGCUUUUUAUCGUCCUUCUGCUCAGAUUUGCUGCCACAGAGGAACCUAGUAGUCCUACUACUACUCUCAUAAUAUAUUCCUUUCUUGGUCUUGCCCUCCCGAUUGGACGAAAAAUAAUCGAUCAAAUGGCAAAAAAUCGCGCCAUAUUAUUUUCGCAGGCCUUGCAACCUGUGCUCGACCAGUUCAAUCGAAAGGAAAACCCAACCGCUAAUUGGAAGCUUGUAUGGCGUGUUGUUUUCACCCAUUUUAGCAUAAAAAUAGAUUCAAACGGUAAAGGGACAGCUACACCAAAAUACGCCGAGUAUGCAGAGUUAGUAAUCGAAAUCAAUGAUGCUCUCUCUGAUCUUACCGCUCAAACUGUUCGUAUAAAUCUUGCACCCACUACAGUUUCUAUGGUGUCCACCACAGCUCCGAUGAUAUUCACCACAGUUCCUAGGGUGUCUAAUAUCAAGACUACCUAUCCUCCUCAAAUGGUUGCUGUGCCAUAA
This is a messenger RNA of Paraglomus brasilianum, 720 nucleotides long. The record is from the annotation of a GenBank genome assembly. NCBI's taxonomy places the organism in Eukaryota, Fungi, Glomeromycota, Glomeromycetes, Paraglomerales, Paraglomeraceae.